This is a messenger RNA of Cadophora gregata, 681 nucleotides long. RefSeq lists its product as uncharacterized. NCBI's taxonomy places the organism in Eukaryota, Fungi, Ascomycota, Leotiomycetes, Helotiales, Ploettnerulaceae. Bases 1 to 681 code for a protein of 226 amino acids. Gene Ontology annotation, molecular function: SNAP receptor activity. The record is from RefSeq and is a predicted model, not a curated record. The transcript is spliced from 3 exons. Gene Ontology annotation, biological process: endoplasmic reticulum to Golgi vesicle-mediated transport; vesicle fusion. Gene Ontology annotation, cellular component: SNARE complex; Golgi membrane; Golgi medial cisterna.
AUGUCUUCAACUGGAACUGGAUGGGCACAGCUCAGACAACAAGCUAGAUCCUUAGAAACCCAGACCGAAACACUAUUCCACACCUAUUCGCAGUUCGCCGCAGUCCCAAAUAUACCAGCCAAACCCUCAGAAGACGAGAGACAAACAGAAUCCAAAUUACAAGACCUACUAGAAAAGCGCGAAACGCUGAACAAUCAACUCUCCCGACUCCUCGACUCAGAAGCAACCCUCACAGCGUCCGCCCUCAAGCAGAAUAACCUCUCCCGACACCGCGAAGUCCUGCAAGAGCACCGGCGCGAACUCUCCAGGUUAAAGGCGCAGAUCCAGGAUGCCCGUAAUAGGGCGAACCUACUCUCGAACGUCCGCAGCGAUAUCGAUGCCUACCAUUCCAACAACCCGGAGGCCGCGGAGGCAGAUUACAUGCUGGAUGAGCGCGGCCGUAUAGACAAUAGUCAUAACAUGGCCGAUAGUGUGCUCAGUCAGGCUUAUGCAGUGAAUGAAAGUUUUGGAUUGCAGAGAGAGACGUUAGCGAGUAUAAACAGGCGGAUUACGGGAGCGGCAGCCCAGGUGCCUGGGUUGAAUAGUUUGAUUGGGAGGAUAUCGGCGAAGAAGAGGAGGGAUGGGAUUAUUAUGGGGAGCUUUAUCGCUUUCUGUUUCUUAAUGUUUGUAUACUUUAUGUAA